UAUGGAGUUAUGCCAUUUGUAGCUCCUGAAGUAUUAAGAGGAAAGCCAUACAAUCAAACAGCAGAUGUAUAUAGUUUUGGUAUGAUGAUGUAUCAUAUUGCAACUGGAAGACAACCUUUUGCCAAUUGUGCUCAUGAUAGUGUUUUAGCAUUAAAUAUAUGUAACGGAAUUAGACCUGAAAUAAAUGAACAAGAAGCACCAAAAUUUUAUAUUGAUUUAAUGAAAAAUUGUUGGGAUCC
Molecule: messenger RNA, 239 nt
Organism: Rhizophagus irregularis DAOM 181602=DAOM 197198
Lineage: Eukaryota; Fungi; Glomeromycota; Glomeromycetes; Glomerales; Glomeraceae
Source: RefSeq, a predicted model, not a curated record